UGGCUGUGCAGGAUGUGCUCCUGGGUCUGCGGAUAUCCGCUGCCCGCCGAGCCAGCCAGAGCCUGGCGCCUAACCCUUAACCAUGGCCAAACAAGGAAGAACGGCCUGGGCCGGCGGCUCGUGGAGACCGAAGAGCUCGGGGGUCCUCGCACCCUCCCCCCAGCAGCUCGCUCUUCCGUUUGCCAAAUGUGGGAGCGAUCGCGUCGAUUUUCCCACUGAAAAAGAAAAAAACAAAAAAAUAACAAGCAGCAGACACGACGGACUCCCCGCGGAGCGGACGGGAGACAGGUGGACAAAAAGCAGAAGUUCGACGGGAUCUGGCCCGUCGUACGUGCACGGUAAACGUGGCAAGCACUCCCGAAGCCGGAAGACCUUCCCUAGACGGCUGCGAUCCUCGCAGCUGCCACCCAGAGGGGAACCGACACGGCCUGCAAGUCGGGUCUUUCCCGGGUGCUUUCUGGAGACUUCCCGCCUGCCACACACAGGCGCCUCCCCAGGCGACCUCCACACCCGGGUGGCCCCUGAGCCCCCACCCGCUCCCCUGGGCCCCAGAACGGGGGCCUCGGUGGCUCUUUUCAGAACCAGCCUCCACCCGAGAGCUGCAGGCGCGGUGUGUGCCGGGCUCGUGCCGGGCGCAGCUCCGCGUCCGCGUGAACCCCCUCCCGCUCUCGGAGGGUAAAUAUCACCCUGUCGCUUUAAGGAGUAAUUGGCCACGACGCCUUGGAAAGCCCGGAUGCGGCCCUCUGAUUGGGCGUGGCGUCCCCGUGACGUCAUGGUGGGUAUAAAAGGGCUCCGGUGGCCGGCGCCGGGGCAGAGCGUCUGGAGCCGCCUGGUCGCGUGCGUCGCCGUGUGGCUGACUGUGGUGUCCGCUUGCCUGGGAUCCCCGUCUUGUCUCGCGGAGUUCUCGCCGCCCUCGACGGCCCGUCAGCCAUGGAAGUGCAGAAGGAGGCGCAGCGCAUCAUGACCCUGUCGGUGUGGAAGAUGUACCACUCGCGGCUGCAGCGCGGCGGCCUGCGCCUGCACCGCAGCCUGCAGCUGUCGCUGGUCAUGCGCAGCGCGCGGGAGCUCUACCUCUCGGCCAAGGUGGACGCGCCGGAGCCCGAGCUCUGCCCGAAUCCCGCCGGCUCCCCGGACCCUCGCCUGCUCCCGUCGCCGCGGGAAGCCGAAGCCCCGGCGGAAGCUGCGCCCCCCGACGGCGAGCCGCCCUCUCCGGAGCCCAUGGACACGCAGGAAGAGGCGCCCCGAGCCGCGGAGACCCCGGUCCGCGGUGACCCGCGCCCCGCCAGAGUCAGUCGCAAGAGACGAAGCAGCAGCUUGAGCGACUGCGGGGACGCCGGGCUGGUCCCCAGCAAGAAGGCGCGUCUGGACAGCGGGGAGGAGGAGGGGAAGGCGGCGGCGGUCCCCGAUCGUCUGCAGCCCCCGCCGGCCCACGCGGAGGGCGCCUUCCCCAACCUGGCGCGCGUCCUCCAGAGGCGGUUCUCCGGCCUCCUGAACUGCAGCCCCGCCGCCUCGCCGACGGCGCCGCCCGCGUGCGAGGCCCCGCCGGCCUGCCGCCCGGCGGACAGCAUGCUCAACGUGCUGGUGCGCGCCGUCGUGGCCUUCUGAGGAUCGGGGCGCCGCUGCCGGAGCCCAGAGCGCGCGCCGAGCCGUCGGGCGACCCGAGCGCGCAGAGCCGGGGGCGCGAGGCCUCCGGGUGCGGGGAGGCCGCGGACGCCGCCGGGAGCCGUGGAGAGGAGCCGCCGCCCGGGCUGGCGAGGAAUCGCGCCCCGCCGGAGGACUCGGCCCCGGGGGAGCCUCGUCGCCCGAGGAGCCGGGGGCGCGGGCGCCUUCCGCCGAGCGCGGCGGCGCCGCCCACAGGUGCCGUGUUCAGGGACCGGGGCGCGGGCCUCGCCCCCCCCCCCCCGCCCCCAGUGCUGCCGGGGGCGGCCGCGUCCUUCUGUCCGCUCAGGACCGGACUUCGUUACUGUUGGUGGCAGCCCGGGCCGAGCCCGCCGCGGGCCCCGCCCCGGGGGACCGGGAAGUGACUGGUCACCUCGCCCCCGCGGGGCGGCCGCCGGGGCUCAGCCCUGCGCCCGGGAGCCCGCGGGGGACCCAGCCGCCCGCGGACCGCGUUCUCCUUCCUCCCCCGCUGCGGCGGGAGGCGGGGCGAGGGGCCCCCGCGUGACCCGCCCCGAGCCCGGAAGGAGCAGGGGGGGGGGGGGGGCCGAUCGGUGCGAACUCCGCGGGCCUGGCGGUCGGCCGGGAAAAUAAAAG
This is a messenger RNA of Dipodomys spectabilis (banner-tailed kangaroo rat), 2253 nucleotides long. RefSeq names its product immediate early response 2 (gene Ier2). Bases 931 to 1605 code for a protein of 224 amino acids. NCBI's taxonomy places the organism in Eukaryota, Metazoa, Chordata, Mammalia, Rodentia, Heteromyidae. The transcript has a single exon. The record is from RefSeq and is a predicted model, not a curated record.